AUGGCGGCCAACGCAGUUGCAGGACCAUCCAAAGUCAACGGCAACGGCAGCGCUGCGGCGCCGGCACCGCUCACCAAGAACGCAAAACGUCGUCUCAAGAAGAAACAGCAGCAGCAGCAACCGCAACCGCAAACAUCCAUCGCUGCCACUCCCUCCGUCAAGCAGGAACCCGACGCAAACUACGACGAUGACGUCGAAGCAUCCACAUCCAUCAUCCACCAAGCAGCCGACUUCCGCAUCGAUCCAGACUCGGAAGUGUACAAGGCUUUUUCCAGUGUACUAUCACGCUACCAACCCGAGACGCUCUCGCAACAGCAGCAACCGAGCAAAGGCGAGAUCAUCUACUCUGACGAUGAAGUGGAAUCUGCGCACUCCUCCUCCGAUGCCGAGGGUGAUGGUGGAGCGACCUCGCAUUCGCUGUCGAAGCGAAAGCAGAAGAAACUAGCGCGCCUCACGGUGGCCGAACUGAAACAGCUCGUCCCCAAACCGGAAGUGGUCGAAUGGACCGACGUCACCUCCUCCGACCCGCGCUUGCUCGUCCACCUAAAAUCCACCCGAAACACCGUCCCCAUCCCACCCCACUGGUCUCACAAACGCGACUACCUCCAGCACAAACGUGGCAUCGAAAAACCCCCCUACACCCUACCCCCUUACAUCUCCGACACCGGUAUCGCCACCAUGAAAGACGCCCUUAAAGAAAAAGAAGGAGACUACUCGUUGAAGCAAAAGACCCGCGAAAGGGUUCAACCCAAGAUGGGCAAGAUGGAGAUCGACUACCAGAAACUCUGGGAUGCCUUCUUCAAGUUCCAGACCAAACCCGAGCUGAGCAGCUACGGCGAUACGUACUACGAAGGCAAGGAGUACGAGAACAAGUACAAGGAGAAGAGACCGGGGAUGUUGAGUGCCGAGUUGAUAGAGGCGUUGAGCAUUCCGCCGGAUGCACCGCCGCCGUGGCUGAUCGCUAUGCAGAGGUUCGGUCCUCCACCGAGCUACCCGCAUCUGCAGAUUCCCGGGUUGAACGCUCCCAUUCCGCAGGGGGCCAGUUGGGGCUUCCACCCGGGUGGAUGGGGUAGACCGCCGGUGGACGAGUACGGAAACCCGCUUUAUGCGAAUGUGUUGGCGAAUCUCGACGGUGCAGUGGAUGACGAGUUGGUGGACAAGGUGGAGAAGGAGCACUGGGGGUUGUUGGAGGUGGAAGAAUCCGAUCCCGAAGAGGAAGAAGAAGAGGAGGAACCCGAAGAAGAAACACAACAACCAGUGGAUCUGUCUGGAGUUCAAUCCGUAACAUCCACAUCGGCAGGGUUGGAAACGCCUUCCUUCACUCAACUGCGCAAGGACGAACGCAUAGAUUCGCACCCGAGAUCGCUCUACCAAGUGCUACCAGAACGAACACCGGCGUCUUCUGGUGGACAGAAUCAAUUCCUCGCUUCUGAACGGAUUUACGAUCUCUCUUCCGCAUCGUCAGCAGUGGCAGGUCCGGCGUUGGGUGCAGAGGAUUCCAGAGCGAACAAACGUGCAGCACCGGAUCAAGUGCAGCUGUCGAUGGAUCCGGAUAAUCUCGAUCAGGAGCAGCAGCUGGCUGAGAGGUACGAUGCCGAACGCAAAGCGCAAGGGUCAGCGCGGUUCGGAGGGUACGCGGAGCAGGAUCGAGAAGGAGUGUCGGAGAUGCGUCAACAGCUGCAAGAUGAGAGGCGGAGAGAAGACGAGAGACGGGUGAAGCAGCGAAGGGGGUAA
Molecule: messenger RNA, 1734 nt
Organism: Pseudozyma hubeiensis SY62
Lineage: Eukaryota; Fungi; Basidiomycota; Ustilaginomycetes; Ustilaginales; Ustilaginaceae
Exons: 1
Coding region: 1-1734 (577 amino acids)
Biological process (GO): mRNA splicing, via spliceosome
Cellular component (GO): U12-type spliceosomal complex; nucleus; catalytic step 2 spliceosome
Source: RefSeq, a predicted model, not a curated record